Impatiens glandulifera is the source of this 792-nucleotide messenger RNA. RefSeq lists its product as uncharacterized. The record is from RefSeq and is a predicted model, not a curated record. The coding region runs from base 1 to 792 and encodes 263 amino acids. Lineage: Eukaryota; Viridiplantae; Streptophyta; Magnoliopsida; Ericales; Balsaminaceae. The transcript has a single exon.
AUGUGCCGAGGUUUGCAGCAGCAGAUUAUCGAGAGAGAUUGUUUAAACAUCAAAGCCUUUUACAUUCGUCUAUCUAAUAUCAACUGCAUUAAUAAUAAUAAUAAUAAUAACCCUUUACCCGAUUACCUCACCCUUCAUUAUCUUCCACGAAUCAACGGAAACCCACUUCAGAUCGAUGGAUCCUAUAUCCGACCCGAUUCACCCGCCUUCGUCACGCUCCACCGCGUCCUCUCCGGUGAGGCGGUCACCUACGGAAGCAGGGAGAGAGUGAGAACCAGUUCGGGGUCGAGAUUCGAGGUUUACGUUAAAGAUGAGAAGUUUAUAAAAGGGAUUUUCAGGCAAGGAAGCGAGUUAAGCAGGGAGUGGAAGAUGGAGUGUAAGUGCGCGUUAGAGAGGGAGAUGGAAUUGGGUUGUUUUCGGGGGGCGGAGGAGGCGGAGGUUUUGAUCGAAGGUGAGGGUGAAGAGAUGAAAUUGACAGAGAAGGUUGAUAUGGUGGUGAGGCGGCGCCGCAAGGGGAGGUUUAAUUACUGUUACAGAGGUUGUUUGGAGGAGAUUCCGGAAGAGGAGAAGGAAACGGAGCCGGAGAAUGAGGCGGCGGAAGGGUGCUGUUGUUGCUGCAGCGAAUGCUUUGCGGCGGCGGCGGAAGGCGGCGGUGAAGAUACUGUUGAUUUCGAGUUGGAAGGGGUCAGGAAGGCGGUUGACGUUGGCUUUUGGGUGGUGUGCGUCGGGGUGGGAGUUGGUUUUUUGGUUUCUAAGGCAUCUUCUAGAACUUUCCGUAAAAGGAUGUUUUAA